Serpula lacrymans var. lacrymans S7.9 is the source of this 1935-nucleotide messenger RNA. RefSeq lists its product as uncharacterized. The transcript has 9 exons. Gene Ontology annotation, molecular function: aspartic-type endopeptidase activity. The record is from RefSeq and is a predicted model, not a curated record. Bases 91 to 1515 code for a protein of 474 amino acids. NCBI's taxonomy places the organism in Eukaryota, Fungi, Basidiomycota, Agaricomycetes, Boletales, Serpulaceae. Gene Ontology annotation, biological process: proteolysis.
GGAAAUUCUCAUUCUUGCCGUCAAGUGCAAGUCCGCAAGCUGCAACGUUAGGGUAUAUAAAGACCCUACAGCUUUGCUUCCUAGAAAGAUAUGGUCUUCCUUUCUCUCGUGGUUGCCACUAUCCUUGUGGAUGUCGUACUCUCGGACCCGUUGCACAUUCCGAUCGUUAAACGUACGAAAGUCAAGACAGUAGAAAGCUAUGCCAACGCCGCAGAAAAAUUACGCUAUAAAUAUGGAUUCAAAUCCAAUUCCUCGAGAAAACGGGGAAAUACAUCCCCUGUUGCUAUCACAGACGAGCAAAAUGAUUCGAGUUAUUCCGGUGUAGUUGGCAUAGGCACACCUGCUCAGAUUUUCAGUGUCGUCCUUGAUACCGGGUCUUCUGAUCUUUGGGUUGGGUCGACAUCCUGCCUAACAUGUUCUGUAAAUGCUCCUGCAUUUGAUCCAUCACAGUCAUCCACUCUCAAACUUGCCAGCGGCGGAAGUUCACAAGUGCAUAUCAUAUACGGCUCUGGUACUGUACAAGGUGGUCUUGCCACAGACACCGUUUCCUUGGGUGGCUUCAGUGUCGCACCACAAACUUUCCUCGUUGUUGAUGAAACCUCAGCGAAUUUAUUUACUGACGGUGUUUCUGGCAUAAUGGGCCUCGGAUUCGAGAGUCUUGCUGCAACUAAGGCACUACCUUUCUGGGAGUCUCUGGCCAACAAUAACCAGUUCUCAUCCCCUGAAAUGUCAUUUUACCUCGCCCGGCUUGUCGAUCAAGCACAGACUGAGGAGGCUCCUGGUGGCGUAUUGAUCCUUGGUGGCACCAACUCUAGCCUGUACCAGGGCCAGAUUGAUUUCGUUAACAUGCCCGAUGGAGUAUCGCCCAGCUAUUGGUGGCAACAGGUCAACAAGGUCACCGUCCAAGGUAAUACUGUCGGCAUCAGUACAGGAACCACCUCAUAUGCGGCAAUCGAUACCGGUACUACUCUAGUUGGUGGUCCUUCCACUGAUGUGAAAAGCAUCUGGGCUGAGAUUACGGGCUCGCAAGCUCUGUCUCCGACAGGACAGUACGCGGGAAUGUACAGUUACCCUUGUUCGAUCGAUGUCCAAGUGACAAUAUCGUUCGGAAGCAACUCGUGGCCAAUUAAUACAGCUGACAUGAACUUGGGCGAGCUCGGGAAUGGGCAGUGCUUGGGUGGUAUUUUUGACCUCACUGCUGGCUCCGACGCCGGUACAGGUCAAGGUAACCCUGGCUGGGUUGUUGGAGACACUUUUCUGAAAAAUGUGUACUCUGUUUUCCGUUCGAACCCGCCUUCAGUAGGCUUCGCUCAGUUAGCAGAUGGAUUAAGCGCUUCUUCAGGUACCUCUGGUUCGAAUCCCGCGCAGAUAACGCAAACUAGCGAUCCUCUGCCCUCUGUCUCUGGAAGUUCGGGGAGCAAUGCCAGCUCGGCUCCUCCGACGGUGAACGCCAUGAGCAGUUUAUAUCUUACCCUCUUUGCAACCCUCGUUUUGGCACUUUCAUUGUUGCGCUAGUAUGGAAAGAACACACUACACAUCAUUAACAACACCAUAAUGGAAGCUUUGACGUAUGGACUGACGCACCCUUACUAAUACAUGGAGCAUUGUGGAUUUUCACUCUAAAGCUAGAGGAGGCAUGUUGAUCUGUAGGAAUAAGUUCGUGCUUUGAGGAACUUCGAUCGAUAUUUGUUGCCCCAGUGGCUAUUUAGUUCUAGUAUGGCACUGUUACCUUGUGUCAUCUUUUGCAUACAUUGUCCUCGUAGCUUUUGUCUUCGCAGCUGGUGGGAUUGACAUAUUAUAAUUUUGGAACAUUCGAAUCCGAUCACCAAGGAAAGAAGAUGCAAUGUAGGUUGGCAAUCUGGAAAUCGAAGGAAUGACCAUACGAGACGCAGCUAUGAUCCCGGGAGGUCGGGAUCUGCUCGGAUGUUCGUAUGC